AUGACACAGCCGAAAUUGAACUUUGGGCGGAGUGCCAGCUCGGUCAACUUCCGAGCUCUCAAAAACGGCAAAAGUGUGUUUGAUGAUAAUCCGAGUCAUCGGCCCGAACACUCAACACAGUGUACUUAUAAGAUUUGCGGAUUAGUUUGCCUGUACCACAUUCUUCGAAGAGCACCCGAAUGCCAUCCAUCUCCCAGCUUGCACAAUCUUUCUAACACCUUGUCAUUCGAAUCGACAAUAGGUACGAGAAACACUGUCAUCGUCCAGCUCUCCAUAUACAGCAACGACAACACUUUCCUUAUCAAUGCUCUUACAAAAAUCGGAAAGCGGCACGGUCGUGGUGUCAUAGGCUUCGAUGCUGAUACGAUCUCCUUCAAACCCCUGCAAAAAUGGGACAAGCUUGGUGUACGGAGCGUGCGAUUGAACAUCAAGUCCAACAACAUCAAGCUCACCGAAGUCCAACUGCAGUACGCCCAGAUAAUCAAACCACUCAACUGGAUCUUUGAACUGUACAUCGGCAUGGAAGAUUUCCCGAAGCUUGAGCCCAUUGUCGCAGACCUCAGUGUCACACUUUCCAUCGCCCAUUUCGGUGCGCCAAAUCUGCCGCUUCCUGAGAACACGACUCUACCCUUGGACCCAUAUAACCUCGUUGGCUUUCAAUUUUUAGUCAACCUAUUGAAAGGCGGUAACAUAUGCCUUGAGUUCUCUGUCGCUUAUCGGUUCGACAAGGAUCCGGAGUAUCGCUGUGUUGAGGGUAUCGCACGCGGGUCGCUGAAGUUUGCUGGGGAUAGAAUUAUUUUCGCGUCAGAUUGGCCGCAUACUAGAUAUGAAGGGUUAGAUAUCAGACCAUUUCUUGAGAAGUUACUGGAUUGGACAGAAGAGACAAAAUUGAAGGAGAGGGUGUUCAAUAGGAAUGCUCAUGUACUUUGGGAUAUUCCCCUUCCUGGAUAGGAAGUAUUUC
Bipolaris sorokiniana ND90Pr is the source of this 961-nucleotide messenger RNA. RefSeq lists its product as uncharacterized. Gene Ontology annotation, molecular function: hydrolase activity. The transcript is spliced from 2 exons. Bases 1 to 951 code for a protein of 316 amino acids. The record is from RefSeq and is a predicted model, not a curated record. NCBI's taxonomy places the organism in Eukaryota, Fungi, Ascomycota, Dothideomycetes, Pleosporales, Pleosporaceae.